GAGAGAGAGAGGAGGGCGCGCAUGUCCAGUUCCUCCAUGCAGACUGUUCUCCCAGCUCGCCAAUCAUUCUAGCGAGUUUCCCCACUCUUUCUCUCUAUCCCCGUCUUUACAUGUGCACCGGACGCACAGCUCUCUCCCGAGCGGACACUGCAGGGGAAGAAACGAGCGAGCCCACCAUGGAAUAGGAAUACUGCUGGACCAAACGGGGGAAAGAACUCUCUCAUCUUUCUUCUUUUUUUCCCCUUUUUUCUGACGCCUUUCCCCCUCUCUCGCAUCUCCCCCCUCUCUCCCUCUCUCUCGAUGUCUCUCAACAGUUUCUGAAGGGAUUGAAGGAAAGAAAAAUGAGGAUUAUUAUUUUUUCUUGGCACUUUCUCGGGGUGUAUUCCGCCCUUUGGGGGCUGGCGACGGGGGCUUUCCCCAGCUCAGUGCAGAUAGGGGGGUUGUUCAUUAGGAAUACUGAUCAGGAGUAUACAGCGUUUCGACUAGCUAUCUUCCUUCACAACACCAGCCCUAAUGCUACAGAAGCUCCCUUUAACCUGGUCCCACAUGUCGACAAUAUAGAGACCGCCAACAGCUUCGCCGUCACCAAUGCAUUCUGUUCUCAGUAUUCGAGAGGGGUCUUCGCCAUCUUUGGCCUUUACGACAAGCGCUCAGUGAAUACGCUGACAUCGUUCUGUGGGGCCCUGCACAUCAGCCUAGUGACGCCCAGCUUCCCCACUGAAGGAGAGGGCCAGUUCACCCUGCAGCUCCGGCCAUCCAUCAGAGGGGCUUUACUGUCACUGUUGGACCACUACGACUGGAGCCGAUUUGUCUUCCUCUAUGACACAGACAGAGGUUAUGCAAUACUGCAGGCAAUUAUGGAGAGAGCGGGGCAGAACGGCUGGCAGGUGAGCGCUAUCUGUGUGGAGAGUUUCAAUGAGGCAGCAUACCGCCGACUCUUAGAGGACCUGGACCGGCGUCAAGAGAGGAAAUAUGUCAUUGACCUGGAGCCUGAGAGACUACAGAGCAUCCUAGAACAGGCUGUCAGUGUGGGGAAACAUGUAAAAGGUUACCAUUACAUCAUAGCAAAUCUGGGUUUUAAGGACAUAUCUCUUGAGAGGUUCAUGCAUGGCGGGGCCAAUGUGACUGGUUUCCAACUGGUGGACUUCAGCAGGCCCAUCGUCAUUAAACUGAUGCAGCGCUGGAACAAACUGGAUCAGAGAGAGUAUCCUGGAUCUGAAAGUCCACCUAAGUAUACCUCAUCUCUAACGUAUGAUGGCGUCCUUGUUAUGGCCGAGGCCUUCCGCACCCUUCGCCGUCAGAAAAUUGAUAUCAGUCGCCGUGGCAACGCUGGCGACUGCCUGGCGAAUCCUGCUGCUCCCUGGAACCAAGGAAUAGAUAUGGAGCGUGCCCUCAAACAGGUGCGCAUUCAGGGCCUGACUGGGAAUAUUCAAUUUGAUCACUACGGGCGGAGGGUCAACUAUACCAUGGACGUCUUUGAACUGAAGAGCAAUGGACCACGCAAGAUUGGCUACUGGAACGACAUAGACAAGCUUGUGUUGGUCCAGAAUGAAAAUGCUCUGUCCAAUGACAGUUCAGCAAUGGAAAACCGGACAGUAGUCGUGACAACCAUCAUGCCUCUGAUGAUGAGGAAGCCUCUGCUGCGACACUGAUGCCGGGUCUGCAGACAGAGCAACAGACUGAAACACACACACACCUGAGUCGCAAACCCUUGGGAAAGACAGAGGACAGACAGACUGACUAAAGCAAACAAAGACUCAGUGUGCUCUGUUGAUGAUUUGUUGUUAUGGCUUUUUUCUUUAUGUAUAUUUUGUAGAAAAUGUGUUUUUCUGUUGUUUUUUUUAUUAUUAUUUCUAUGUUUAGAAGUGGUUUAGUCUGCAUUACCACAGCAACAGUGACCAAGAGGGACUGAACAGAUGUCUGUGAGGCACUGGGAUGCCUUACCGACUGUGCUCCUGUCUUCCUUUAUGACAAAAGCCACAGUUGGGACGGGAGCUCUGCGAGGGAUUCUGUGGCCACUGUCAAGAUUUGAUAUUUGGCCACACAAAAUCACCCGACCAUCAGACAGCCCUGUUAAUUCAGAUUCUUUUCAUUCUUUCUGAGGACACUACAGUCACCACCACCUUCCCUGUAACACCACAGAGCACCCGCAGAAAAAAUUACCUCACAAAAAUGUAUAAUUUUUCCAUAUUUUAAAAUUUUUUCUGUGUGCUUUUUUCUUUUUUUUCCAAGCUAAGAUGUGGGAGGAGAGUGAUACAUGGACAGGUCUUCGUGUCAGUCCUGCAUUUCGUAGUCCUCACCUUUUGAUACCACUCUCUCUCCAUCCUCAUCUUUCUGCUCCGUCACUCCGUAAAUCUACUCAGUCAUGCUUACUCGGUCAGCUGUCCUCUACCGUGUUUCAGCUCCUCUGAGAGCUCUACACCUGAAUGGAAAUGUAUUCAACACUAGGGGCGCUUGUCUGAAGCACAACAGAUCCCCACACUUCACAUUAAAAUGGCACCAUUACAAAUGUUUGAAAUUGUCUAUAAUUUAACUUUCACUCUAGCUUUGUAGCUGCACUUUACAUGUUUUAUUACUUUAAUUACACUGAUACUGGCAUUAUAAAUAUCCUGAAAGAAAUUAGAUGGGAUAUAUACAGUUUAUACACAUACACACCUAACGAAACAACCACCCUGAACACCUUUAAUAAAUGCAAGCACAUAAGCUCACACACUAUAAGAAGUACAUGUAUAUACAUACAUAUUUACACAAACACAACCUAUAUUAGCAAAGUGGAUUGAUGGCGAUUGAUUGUUAAGCCUGUUGGCAUUUGCCUUUAAGUACUUGCUGUACUUGGUAACAUAGCCCUUGAGGAUAUGACAGUCUCUUGUUUAUGCGUUUGCUUUGGCCUCAGUUAACCGCAGCAUACAAAUUGCUCCUUUAACAACUUAUUUAUUUUAAUUGGCUUUAGAAUAAAUAUGUAUAUAUCGAAUCAAUUAAAUUUGCCUUUACAUUUUUUUUUAUUUUCUGUGAGUGAUGGAUUAUCAAAAAGUACAGCAUGCUAUCCAACAAGGCUCUUCAUCAGGAUGCAGGACUCUCAUACACAAAGCUGAAGAUGGCAAAUUGAUAUUAAGGAGCUACAUUAUUUAUGUGAUCGUAUAAAGUAGGUCGAAUUACAUAAACAGAAGACAAAAUAUGCAAGCAUCUGAAAAUGUUGGCUUUGGAGAAAUAUAGAACUAGUUCAGCCAAAAUGGUGACUUAUGAAAAGUAUUGUGGAUGCUGGUUGGCUGGCUGAUGGCCUGUGUGGCUGGUGAAUCAUUGGUUAGACUGAUAACAAUGCACGCUUUUGGCCAGCUGGUUUGUUACCUGGUGGACUGACUGCUAUUAGUCACCUGUUUAACCUACAGGUGACUAAUAGACUGGCUGACUGACUGACAAGUGGUCACUGGUUGACUUGUUAACUGACUGCUGAACUGCCUUUGCUCUCUUUAUGGCUGAAUAGCUAGGAGAUAAUCAUGCUGACUCACUAAUAUGUGACUGGAUAGAUGAUUAGUAGUAGUGUAAUUGCAGUAAUUAAUAAAUUAAUGAACUGACUGACCAAGUGACGGACCAAAACAGGCUGUGACUAACCAACUGCCUGGCUUGCCUCUCUCUGGCCAUCUGAAUGGACGCCUCGCAGGCUAAUUAAAUGUCUUGGUGGUUGGCUAACGCAUUAUGUGACAGUCAGACUUUUUAAAUGCUGAACUGACUGAGUGUCUGUUUUAGACAGUUAGGUGACUGUCCAGUCGGGUGCCUGUUUUCACUGGCUGGCUAAAUGGCUUACAUAGCAAGUCCUGUCUGCCUUUUUGGCUCCAGUGUGAAGUGUUUCAUGUCUUAUCAGCUCAAACCAUUUGCUUCUACAAAGCCGUUCCCCCUCUUUCACCCAUCCAUUUUCCCUCUUUAUGUCUGUCUUUUCAUCCUAUCCCUUCUCUUGCUUUCUGCCUCUUUUCCCCCUAAUUUUUCACAUUGUCAUAUUCCCUCUUUCUCUUUAUCUCUCCUUCACGCUUUCCUUUUUUCUGUUCCUAUCUAUCCUCUAUUCUCCCUGUAGCUAUCGCUGUUUGUUUUCUGAUCUGCUCCUUCAUCUUUCUUCUAUAGUUUCAUGCAGCCAACACACCCCACAUCCCUCUCUCCAUCUGCGCCUUCUAUUUCUUUACCAUGCACUCCCUCCCCUUAUUCCUUACAACCCCCUGGUCUUUGCUCCAUCUCCUUACUUUUUCACCUCCCGUUUCUUGCCAUGCCCAUGAUGCUUUCUUCCCAGCAGUAAAUACAUGCACUAACAUCCAGCACACACAAACACACUCACACACAGAAUUGGCAUUACCACCUUCACACUGAGACAAAGGCAUCUGGGGCAAACUGAUAACAAACCUUAAGGAGACUUUAAAGUGAAACCGUUCCACUGUUGGCAGAGCUCCCACUGGUAUCUCUUUGUGUGUUCUUGCUUACAUAAUACUAAAUUAACCCUUCACUAAAAUGAAGUAACCUGCUCUGAUUUCAAACACUUGACCUUCUCACAAACCAGAGGGUAAUUUGAUUGCCUAAGAUGAUUGUGUACUUUCCGUGUUAACACAACUUAAGUAAAUGAUUCCCCUUGAGAUUUAAUGAUUUAAGAUGAAAAGUGAAGCAAAACACUUAGCUUAGCUUAGCAUAAAGACUGAAAACAGGGGGAAACAGUCAGCUUUGAUAUGUCUGAAUGCAAAAAGAAUCUGGCUGCCAGCACCUUGAAUGCUCACUGACUAACAUGUUAAAUCUAAUUUGUUAACUCCAUUUGGAAAACAAAACAGACAACCCUUUAAAAGUUAUAUCUCUGAAUGAGAAUUGCUCAAUUAAUCCGUGAAUAAGAUUACUGUAUAUUGUGAUAAUCCUUUCUAUCCAUUACAAUAGAUAAGGAUCUCUGUACAAAGUUGGCCCAAAACUUUUCAUUUAAAUCGUUCCACAUUUUUGAAUUUGUGUCCAAAACGAAUUUGCCCAGUGCUACAGCCUUUUAUUGAUUUUUAAUGAAUAUAAUCACGUUCAUCUGGUUCCAGCAUUAGCACCAUUUGUUCUUUUCAGCUUGCUUUGAAAUGUCCAAAUAGUCUCUGAUUGCCUUUGUCAAGCCUAUUUUACUUUAAUUCUGUAGAAAGUUUCUGUUUUAUCUUUGUCUUUGUGUUCAAAAUUAGUUAUUUUCAUUUAAGCGUGCAACUAAAUUUCCAUUUCUUCAUCACCUGAAGAAAUGUGCCAAAUAAUAAUAAUAAUCUUUAUACAAGUUUCCUCACAAACUAUUCGGUGGGAAGUCAAUGUCAUGCCAGGUCGAAAACUGUCAAACUUGGGAUUUCAAAACUUUAGAAAUGUUGAUGUAAAUUAGAUGUAAACGGUAAUUAGGUUACAACAUUGGUGUCCUUUAAAACAUGGUUUUCAGCUCACAUCUUCAUUUCCUCUUGUCUGUAUCCCUGCUAUAGAGCAGUCCUCGUGGCGGUGUUGAUCUAUUAGAGGAUUAGAGGAUCUAUUGCUGUUCAUUAACAUUAUGAUUCAUGUUGAGUCAAUGGAAUGAGAGCCCCGGGACCUGCUAAUGUUCCCAAUAAUGACAUUUUAGGAGAAAUGUUUUUGUAUGUUCUGACAUUGAACAUAACAGGGACCAUUGUUGUAUUCGAUGAUGGGGAUGAUGUUGGUGAUAAAAGAGUAAAGUGUUUAGCAUAAAUUAAGAACUGAAUUUCCAUAUCCGUGGUUGGUUUUGGAAGAAAUGUAUUUUGUUGUCACAAAUACUGAUGACUGAAUAAUGGUUUGUAAGAAAUGUGAUAAUGCGAUACUUGGGGUAUUUUUUUUUUUUUUUUCUUUCUUUCUUAAUGUGUGAUUCUCACCUUUUAUCCCUAAUAUAUUGUGUGACAACUGCUGGAACUGUGGCUAAAUACUUUACAGUGCUUACAAACCAUUUGAUAAUGAUAUCUCUCUGGAUUUAGAAACAGGAAGGAUCUACAGCCAGGCUAGCGGCUCUUUGAGGCUGUACUUUGGCACAGCAGUGCUUUGAGCUAAAUGCUCAGAUCAGCAUGCUAACAUGCUCAAAAUGACGAUGAUAGCAUGUUGAUGUGUAAUGUGUGUUGAAAAUGUUGUUAGUUUAGGUACAUAGUUAUUAAUAAAAAUACUGGACAACUACUUAACAUAAGUAAGAGCACUUCUACAAGAAUGGAUCAUUUUUACAUCUGGAUAAAUGUAAGCCCAUUGAAUAACCAUAUUAAAAAAGAGCAUUUCUGUCUAUAUUACCUUUCAGUCAUAUGCAAAUACGCAAGGAAUUUAUUUCCAGCUCUCUGUUUACUGAAGCUAAAGAGAAUCAAUGUAUAAAUCCAGCUUCCCUUUGUAGGUUUUCUUUGUAUAGUUCAGUUUCCACUCUAAGAUCUUUUUUUAAAUCCCACUUUCUGCCUGCCUAUGAUCUAAACUAGCUUUCAAUGUAUUUCAAUUUCCUGGAUUUGAAGAUUGCUCUGUCGAUUCCCUCCAAAUCUGUAUGUGAGUGAUUUUAUUGCUCAUUUAACCCCUUUCAAAACAUGUCCGUCAACAAUCCUCUUUGAUUAAACUGUACUUGUUUUCAAUGUGAAUCAAUUUCCUGAAUGAAGAAUUCAAUCCAAAAUAUGUUAUCAUUUUGUAUUGUGUUUUAUGAUCCUCAUAAAUCGUUUCAUAGCUUGGGAGUGUUGGAUAUUAUAAAAGCCUGUUUGAUUAAUUAGAUGAGAUUAGUCUUUGAUUAAAAAGGGUUUGAUAGCAUUUUAAUUGGCUUGGUUUCAGCCGGAUUACAGGGUGAGCAGCCUCAGGCAUAAUACCAUAACUCACUGCUCCUGAUGGAUGCGCUGUCACUCAAAAGUCUGUGUGCCUUUCUUUUCUCUGUGGUUAUCCUGUGCAGGUGUGGUAAUGUG
This is a messenger RNA of Dicentrarchus labrax (European seabass), 6896 nucleotides long. RefSeq names its product glutamate receptor, ionotropic, AMPA 4a (gene gria4a). Gene Ontology annotation, cellular component: dendritic spine; plasma membrane; postsynaptic membrane. Gene Ontology annotation, molecular function: AMPA glutamate receptor activity; transmitter-gated monoatomic ion channel activity involved in regulation of postsynaptic membrane potential. The transcript has 11 exons. Gene Ontology annotation, biological process: monoatomic ion transport; modulation of chemical synaptic transmission; synaptic transmission, glutamatergic. The record is from RefSeq and is a predicted model, not a curated record. NCBI's taxonomy places the organism in Eukaryota, Metazoa, Chordata, Actinopteri, Moronidae. Bases 342 to 1652 code for a protein of 436 amino acids.